UGUACAUGAUUAAGGAAUCACAAGGCUGUGUCCUGUUGUAGUACUUCAGGAAUAGAAUUGAGAAACUGUGUCAAAGGGUUUACUCACUGUGACUGGAUUUAGAAUCACCAAUAGAUUCUUUAGUUUAAGGUUGUGUUGCAAAUAGUAACCAUAAUGGAUCAAUUGUCAUAAACUAGAUCUAUGAAGGAAUUAUCUGCGAAGUCUUCUACUGAAAAAUUUAUACCAUGAGGGAAUGCAUAUCUGUUCACAUUGGUCAAGCUGGAGUGCAGAUUGGUGGUGCCUGCUGGGAGCUGUAUUGCCUGGAACAUGGCAUACAACUAGAUGGAACCAUUGUAGCUGAUAAAGAUGAUUCAUCUGGAGAAACUUUCUUUACACAGACUGAAUCGGGAAAAUGUAUACCCAGAGCUGUGUUCAUAGACCUGGAACCUUCAGUAAUUGAUGAAAUGAGAAUGGGGAAAAUGCACUCACUAUACCACCCAGACCAGUUCAUAUCUGGCAAGGAAGAUGCAGCUAAUAAUUUUGCCCGUGGCCGUUACUCUAUUGGAAAGCAGGUGAUAGAUAAGGUUAUGGAUCGUAUCCGGAAGCUGGCAAAUCAAUGUGGAGGACUCCAGGGUUUUCUAAUCUUCCAUAGUUUUGGCGGUGGCACAGGGUCUGGGUUUAGCUCCUUGUUGAUGGAAAAAGUAGCGGCAGACUACCAGAAAAAAUCAAUUUUGGAGUUCUGCGUUUAUCCUGCACCAAGAAUGUCAUGUGCAGUAGUAGAACCAUAUAAUUCUAUUCUAGCUGUUCAUAGAACUAUGGACCACUCCAAUUGUUCAUUCAUGAUGGAUAAUGAAGCUAUUUAUGAUAUAUGCCAGCAUAACUUGAAUAUUGAGCGUCCCUUUUAUGUGCACUUAAACAGACUUGUAGGACAGAUAGUGUCUUCUAUCACUGCCUCUCUGAGGUUUGAAGGAGUACUAAAUGUGGACCUUAUUGAAUUCCAGACUAAUCUAGUACCUUAUCCUAGAAUACACUUUCCUGUAGUCACCUAUGCACCAAUUGUAUCUGUAGAAAAAGCUUAUCAUGAGCAAAUGUCUGUUUCGGACAUUACUAGUGCCUGUUUUGAGCCCUGUAACCAAAUGAUGAAAUGUGACCCUCGACGUGGUAAAUACAUGGCUUGCUGCUUGUUAUAUAGAGGUGAUGUGGUGCCCAAAGAUGUCAAUGCUGCAAUAGCUGUAAUUAAAACCAGAAAGUCCAUCCAAUUUGUUGAUUGGUGUCCUACCGGAUUUAAGGUGGGUAUUAACCACCAACCGCCCGCUGUGGUCCCAGAUGGGGACUUAGCCAAAGUUCAACGUGCUGUCUGUAUGCUGAGUAAUACUACAGCUAUAGCAGAAUCCUGGGCCAGGCUGGACCAUAAAUUUGACUUAAUGUAUUCCAAGAGAGCAUUUGUACACUGGUAUGUGGGAGAGGGGAUGGAGGAAGGGGAGUUCACUGAAGCAAGAGAAUAUAUGGCAACCCUAGAAAAGGAUUAUGAAGAGGUGGCUGCAGUAUCUUAUGAUAUUGAAGAAGAGGAGUCCUUUUCGUAAUAUUUAUAAAAGUGUUGUAAAGCUUAAUUGGUGUUCUUGCCAGAAGCCCAUCUAAUGUUGUGAUUUAAAUAUACUUUUGUGAAAAAAUUUCAGUAAUAAAUUAAAUGUACACUAAAAAUCUG
This is a messenger RNA of Pseudophryne corroboree (corroboree frog), 1684 nucleotides long. RefSeq names its product tubulin alpha-8 chain-like. The transcript is spliced from 4 exons. Lineage: Eukaryota; Metazoa; Chordata; Amphibia; Anura; Myobatrachidae. Gene Ontology annotation, cellular component: microtubule; cytoplasm. The coding region runs from base 225 to 1562 and encodes 445 amino acids. Gene Ontology annotation, biological process: microtubule cytoskeleton organization; mitotic cell cycle. The record is from RefSeq and is a predicted model, not a curated record. Gene Ontology annotation, molecular function: GTP binding; structural constituent of cytoskeleton.